AUGUGCAUGGCUGACUGGACCGCCUCAAGCCUCUCAGGCUCGGAGCUCCCAUGGCCACCCCCGUCGUCCUUCGCCUCCAGCGUCGGCCCCUGGUGCCCUGCGCCGGAGGCCACGACAACGCCCGGGAAGGCAGGCAGAACGCUGGCGGUGGCACCGGGACUCGAGCUCGAGCUCCUUCAGCUGGCGAGGCGUUUCCGGUUGCUGCGCCUCGUUGCCUCGAGUUUCCUCAGUUGGCAGAAGGAGGCACUGCGGAAGCGGCCUAAGCGGCACAAUGAGCGACGCCAAAGGCGGUGUUUGGCAUUGCGAUGCUGGCAGCGUCGAAGUGGCCGUCGCCGCCGAGCCAUUGCGUGCUUGGUCCGGGCAACGCAGGCUCCCUUGCAUCGCGCCUUGGUUCGGUUGCAGCAGCCCGUCCUUUUCCGGCGAGGCAAGGCGGCAAGGGCGGCGCUUCUAGAGAUCAUUCAUCGACGGACGCAGCAUUGCUUGGCGCAGUGCUGGUUUGCAAAGGUUCUACUUCGUUCAGCUUUUGUCGUCUGGAGCCCGUCGGCGGGGAUGCGGAUGCGGAGGCAGGAGCCGGAGCAUUCGGGAGAACCCGCGGAGGUCGAGCACGUGCUGCCUUCUUCGCCCUUUGUGCUGUCCGACUCCUUCGAUGCCCGUAGCCAGGCGCCCGGCGGAAACGCCGACACUGCCUUUGUGGGAAGGCACAAGUUCAACGCGCUGCGUCAGGCAGAGACUUGGCAAAGUUCCAGUCUGCCUCAUUCGCGAGACGCCUACUCCAAACAGGUGCCAGGCCCGCCAGAGCCAGCGGCAAGCCAACCGCGGAGCGUGCUGCUCCGAGUACAACAGGAGGGAUUUCUUCGAUGGUGGCGUGCAGUUCGGAUGGACCUCGGCAGGGAGGAGCUCGCAGAGCAGCGGCGGAAGGCUGCACUUCUUGUCCUUUUGCGUCAACGUUCUCAGAAUAUGAUCGCUUUCCGACACUAUGUGGCAGUGCUGCAAAGAAAGGCCCUUUCUGGCUUCCAGCAUGCUGCAGACGACGAGGCGAUGUCUCGAAGGCGUCCGGUGAGGCGUGCCAAGUCCCGGACUGCAGACCGUGCAUCUCACAGGAGCCAGGGUUUGCGAGGAAUGUCUGUUGCAGAGGUCAUGCGCAAGGGUUGGCGGCGCUGGCGAUUUGCUGCAUUGUCAGGUCAACGUGUGGUGUGCGAGCUCGAGCGACCGGCAAAUGUCACUCUGAAGUUGUGCCGGAUCGCAUCGGAGAUCGAUUCCUGUCGGAGCAAGGCGCAGGGCCUGGAGCCUUGUACGCCACUGCUACGGUCGUCAAGGGUGGACGAGGACUCCACAAUACGUCCUGACACUACGGAGGCAGCACCAGAGGUGCCGGAGCAUCUGCGGCUGCUGGAGCAGGCUUUGGCAGCCUUCCAGGACGAGCAGACCGGCUGGUUGGGUCGCACAUCCAAGGGAGCUUCGCCACCCUCUGUCUUGUGGGAGCAUGCUGGCACGGUGCUGCCGCAGGGUGCCGGUGGUGCAGGCAAUGCAAACUUCUCAGGGUGGCCGGCCGAUGUCGUUUGGUCUCCGCCGCAACCUGCCCGUCCUCCAAGAGGGACUGAUGUCUGGAAGGACAGCCUCUGCAGCACAGACUCCGCUCGCGCAGAGGAUGCCCCUGGAAUCUUGCCGGACCCGCCCUUUCUGCCGCAGCGGACCGAGGCCAAAGAGAGCUACCAGACCCUUCGUGGCCGGAUUCGCACUAGCCGUGCGUACCAGAAGGCGGCUGAAGGCUGUGAGGAUCGUCGAAGUUUACUGAAGGAGACGCGGAACGUCCAGUUCGAGGUCCUGCCUAAGUACGGCAUCGAAGCCACAGAGAAGGGUACUUCUAUUAUGGCCGCGUGGAUCAGCUCGGCUCAAAACGGCAUCAAGGACGUGGAGGACAAGGUCGCAGCCUCCAUGCAUUUGAGCCGUAUAGCUUAUGCAUCCAAGCUUCCCUUGGCGAAGAACAAGGCGAAAGAGGCUGCGCUUCCGACACCAGCGGCGCAAGCACCCCUACAGACCCAGGCCUCCGUGACAGUGGAGCGUGCGCCUUUCCCCGAGAAGAAGGCGCCGGCGCCGACGGGGCAGCCUCCGCCGGCUCCGGUCACUCAGGCACCGCCGAAGGCCACUCCUUUAGGUGUGGCCACCCCACCUGUGGCGUUUGGCUCCCCGCCCUGGCAGACAGCGGUUGAGAAGGAGGAGAGACCAGUGGAGAAGAAGGAGCCUCCAAAGCCCAAGCCGAAGCCGAAGGAAGAGAAGCCUCCACAGGCACUGACAGUGACACUUACGAGGUUCAGUACCUGGGAGGACCCGACUCCACAGAGGUUCAAGGUGGAACUGAUGUCUAACACCAAAGUCUCCGAGCUGCGAGCGAAAAUCGCAGAGGUUUGUGAACUGGACGACUCCGAGACGCGGAAAGUGAAGCUCAUCAAGAGGAAAAAAGCCGGAUUCGUGACCGCUCAGGAGACGGAGAGUGUCUCCAGCGAAGUGUUCGUCCAUCAGAUAGAAAAGUGGCCGAAGUGA
This is a messenger RNA of Symbiodinium sp. CCMP2592, 2541 nucleotides long. Lineage: Eukaryota; Dinophyceae; Suessiales; Symbiodiniaceae. The record is from the annotation of a GenBank genome assembly.